CCAGCUUAAGUAUAAAUUUGCUCUCGAGUUAGUUUUCUCACUUAUCAGUUCUCACUUCACAACGAACGCAUCGGUCCAACCCCAUCGGCAUCAGCCCAUCGCCAUUCGGGAAUUCAGGGAGCCCAGCCAUGGCGGAAGAGGGGAAGCGCGGCAGCGGAGUGCGGGUGUGCGUCACCGGAGGCGCCGGGUUCAUCGGCUCGUGGCUCGUCAAGAAGCUCCUCGAGAGGGGCUACACCGUCCACGCCACCCUGCGGGACACCGGGGACGAGGAGAAGGCCGGGCUGCUGCGGCGGCUGGUCCCCGGCGCGGCGGAGCGGCUGCGGUUGUUCGAGGCCGACCUCUUCGACGCCGCCACCUUCGCGCCGGCGAUCGCUGGGUGCCGGUUCGUCUUCCUCGUCGCCACGCCGUACGGGCUCGAAGCCGCCAGCUCCAAGUAUAAGAGCACGGCGGAAGCCGCCGUGGCCGCGGUGCGCGUGAUCCUCCGGCAGUGCGAGGAGUCCCAGGCGGUGAAGCGCGUGAUCCACACCGCCUCCAUAUCGUCCGCCUCGCCGCUGAAGGAGGCCGGCGCCGGCUACAAAGAUUUCAUCAGCGAGUCUUGCUGGACACCGCUCGAUGUUGACUACCCUCUGCGCAGCGCGCACUUCGAUGUAAGCAACAGGUUCCUCCGAUCCGGCGAUCCGUCCGAUGAUCGCCUAAUGAUAAUCCUCUCGCCGAUUUCUGCGACCCCCAAAUGGCCCAAUCCAAAGUUCGAUGGAUUUCUUUUAAGCAGAUGA
This is a messenger RNA of Panicum virgatum (switchgrass), 773 nucleotides long. Its product is annotated as putative anthocyanidin reductase. NCBI's taxonomy places the organism in Eukaryota, Viridiplantae, Streptophyta, Magnoliopsida, Poales, Poaceae. The transcript is spliced from 3 exons. Bases 129 to 773 code for a protein of 214 amino acids. Gene Ontology annotation, molecular function: oxidoreductase activity, acting on the CH-OH group of donors, NAD or NADP as acceptor. The record is from RefSeq and is a predicted model, not a curated record.